AUGGUCCUCAUGGAGUUUUCACGUCGGCGAUCUGCAGCCAAGGCUCAAGGACCUGGAGCAGGAGCAAUGGCUCAAGCAGACGACGAGGGAGUCUCGGGACGGGGAGCCGCAAUGCGGGGAGCAGGAGCAAGAGCUGCUGCAGAAGAAGAAGAGGCAGCAGGCGGAAGCAUUCAGCAAGGGAGAAUGGGCAUGCCGCUGAACCAGUCUUUCAACGACCUUCCGGGCAACUCCUGGCAGCUGGUUCCCUUCUCCAUCGCUGCCAUCUUCAUGACCCUAACAGUCGCUGCGGCCGCGAUCUGGAUGGUUGCGAAAAGAUUCCGGUGA
Guillardia theta CCMP2712 is the source of this 324-nucleotide messenger RNA. RefSeq lists its product as hypothetical. The coding region runs from base 1 to 324 and encodes 107 amino acids. The record is from RefSeq and is a predicted model, not a curated record. Lineage: Eukaryota; Cryptophyceae; Pyrenomonadales; Geminigeraceae. The transcript has 6 exons.